Molecule: messenger RNA, 5068 nt
Organism: Puntigrus tetrazona (Sumatra barb)
Lineage: Eukaryota; Metazoa; Chordata; Actinopteri; Cypriniformes; Cyprinidae
Gene: cpne8
Product: copine VIII
Exons: 20
Coding region: 192-1910 (572 amino acids)
Biological process (GO): cellular response to calcium ion
Cellular component (GO): plasma membrane
Molecular function (GO): calcium-dependent phospholipid binding
Source: RefSeq, a predicted model, not a curated record
GAGGGCUCACGCGUCUCGCUGUCACGCACCUAGGCGCUCACCGACGCGCAGGAAUUCUGGAUCCCUCGCGCGCCCGUGACGUCGCGCGCGAAGCGUUGUGACUCCACACACACGCGCGCACGGGCGCACACACGCGCUCCAGAUCCACGGGGCGAGCGACGCGGCAGCGCUCCUCCGGCGGCGGCGGCAGCAUGUCUACGGUGAUGAGCGGUCUGGUGAACAUGGCGAGCCUCGCGGAUUUCGAGCCGCUCGCGGCGGUGAUUCCCGCCACCAAAGUUGAGAUCACCGUGUCGUGCAGGAACCUCUUGGACAGAGACACCUUCUCAAAAUCCGAUCCAAUUUGUGUACUGUACACUCAGACUGUGGCGAACAGGGAGUGGAGAGAGUUUGGCAGGACAGAAGUCAUCGAUAACACGCUGAAUCCUGACUUUGUGCACAAAUUCAUCCUCGAUUACUUCUUCGAAGAGAGACAAAAUUUACGCUUCGAUCUGUAUGACCUCGACUCAAAGAGUGAAAACCUGUCCAAACAUGACUUCCUGGGCCAGAUGUACUGUACUCUCGGAGAGGUGGUGGGCUCUCAGGGUAGUCGUAUGGAAAGAUCGCUUGUAGGCAUUCCUGGGAAGAACUGUGGAACUAUUAUUGUGAAAGCUGAAGAACUUGGAAAUUGCAGGGAGUCGGUCUUGAUGCAGUUUUGUGGCAACAAACUAGACAAGAAAGAUUUCUUCGGAAAGUCAGACCCUUUCCUCGUCUUUUACCGUAGCAAUGAAGAUGGAACAUUUACCAUCUGUCAUAAGACAGAGGUGGUGAAAAACACGCUGGACCCUGUGUGGCAGGCCUUCAAGAUCCCAGUCAGAGCACUGUGUAACGGGGACUAUGACAGAGCAAUAAAAAUUGAGGUAUAUGACUGGGACAGAGAUGGAGGUCAUGACUACAUUGGCGAGUUCAGCACCAGCUACAGGGAGCUUUCUAAAGGCCACUCUCAGUUUACUGUGUGGGAGGUGCUGAACCCCAAGAAAAAGAAAAAGAAGAAAAAAUAUCUAAACUCAGGAACCGUCACUCUGCUGUCCUGCUUCAUUGAUGUCGAGGUUACGUUCCUGGACUACAUCAAAGGAGGCACUCAAAUUAAUUUCACAGUGGCCAUUGAUUUUACUGCAUCAAACGGCAACCCUUCCCAGCCUACCUCUCUACACUACAUGAGCCCGUAUCAUCUGAAUGCGUAUGCUCUGGCCCUCAGAGCUGUGGGGGAGAUUAUUCAGGACUAUGACAGUGAUAAGCUGUUCCCUGCACUGGGGUUUGGUGCAAAACUGCCACCCGAUGGCCGUGUGUCUCACGAAUUCCCCCUGAACGGGAACCCAGAAAACCCAUAUUGCAGUGGGAUAGAGGGUGUUCUAGAGGCGUAUUAUCAGAGUCUGAAGUCUGUUCGUCUGUAUGGACCAACAUACUUCUCACCUGUUAUUAAUCAUGUAGCAAGAUAUGCGUCAUUAGUAAAGGAUGGCUCCGAAUACUUUAUCCUCCUCAUCAUCUCUGAUGGGGUCAUCUCAGACAUGGCCCAGACGAAAGAAUCCAUUGUAAAUGCCUCCAGUCUUCCGAUGUCAAUUAUCAUCGUUGGAGUUGGGCCGGCAGAGUUUGACGAGAUGAUUGAACUAGAUGGAGAUGAGGUCAGGAUAUCAUCCAGGGGUCGCUUCGCGGAGAGGGACAUUGUGCAGUUCGUUCCCUUCCGAGACUACAUCGAUCGCAGGGGGAAUCACAUCCUCAGCAUGGCCCGUCUGGCAAAAGACGUUCUUGCGGAAAUCCCGGAUCAGUUCCUCCAGUACAUGAGGAGCCGAGGCAUCAAACCUCAGCACUCGACCCACUCCACUUCCUCCAAGCCUCCGUCCGCACUCGUCCAGCCGCUGCAGACGCAGAUCUGAGCCAUCGCACAAACCGUACGUCUUCUCUUCGGGUUCACUGUCACUCUCAGGAUCACACACGGCCUGUCUGAGUGAAACGCUGCCCUCCUGCACGCUGUCUUUCAGUACGUAGGGCGACGUUAGGGAGCUUUACAAGCGGCGUCGUCCUUCCUCGGGCGGCGCUGAGGUUUUAGGUGGUGUUUCAGACUGUUUUAAAGUAUCGCGUGGCCUCUUCAGUCAAACAUCAGAUAUGACUUCACAGUCUCUGUCUCACAUAGCCUACUAUCUCCCGUUCUCAUGUCUGUCGAACUACUGCAGACGUUUACAAUUGUACCGUUUUUUACAAAUGGAUGUUUUUUUUGUACCUCAUGAAAACUCUGAGCUGCUUAAACAAUGAAAUUGACUCAUUUUAUUACAUGACAUUGUAAAUAGAGCGAGUGUGAUUUCAGAAAAAGCACGAAUCCGCUCUCAGUGCAAACGUGAGAGAAAACUUUCACACGGAUGCGCGAGGCCUUGGUUUUCAUUCAUUUCCAUUAUUUUACUAUAUCAGCGUUCUGCGCGUCCUGUGUAACUGUAAAGAAUUUGUGCUUAGCUGCACUAGCGCAGAACAGAAAUUUAACAGGAAAAGCCUUACUCUCCGUUAAAGGAACAGUUCACCCAAAAUGAAAGAUUUCGCAUUAUUUACCGAACCUCGAGAAAUGACGAAACGCAUAUGAUUCGAUGGGUUUGUAAGCUGUCGUUAUUACACGUGAUCUUAAAUUUUAAGCUUAAUUAAAUGCUAUACACAAACGUACGACAUUUAGUGUUAUUUUUAUUAGGUAGAAGAAAACUUCUCUGGAUGUGUGUUUAUUGGUGGAAAAAAUUGGAAUAGGAAGGGUUUGCCAAAUAAAUAUCCACCAGAGAACUAAUGCACUAACAUUAGGGAAAGUUUAGAGAACACUUUUAAGGUGUUUUUAUGUGGAGCUUUUGUAGCUACGGCCUCCAGUCACUUUCCUCGUAUUGAAAAGAGCAGCACGAACCUUUUGCUAAAUACCUCUUUUUUUUCCCCCACUUGAACGAUAUGAGAAUUUCAGUUUUUUUAGGUGAACUGUUCCUGUAAUGACAGAACUGUAGCUGCUCUCGAUAUCUAUAUCCAAGCACAGAAAUGCAAGCACAGCCUCAUACAGAAGUAGCAUAUGCGUUCAAGCAUGCAAGCACACAAGUGGCGUGUUUUAUUUGCGUUUGUAAUGGUCAGUCUUAUUUGCAUGUAGUUUUGAGGCAUGUUCUUGAUUAGUUCUUUGGGUCACUCUACAAUUGUGGCGACGGAUGCUUUUGCUUUCCGACAAACUGCAAUAAUGCACCACUCUUUAGAAAGCCAUUUGUUUUUUUUCCUCAAUUUUAGAAAUUGUUUUACAUUUAAAAUAAUAACUGUAACUUAUGUAGAAAUGAUCAGGGAAAAUCUGUAAGGCAUCUUUAAAAAAGAUCAAAUUUUUAUUAUUUUGCUUACCCCACUGGCAGAUUAUUUAGCUUUUUCUACUUAAUUUUGAUUUGUUUUUUUUUCAAUAAUUUUUACUUGCCUAGAAAAUCCUCCUCGGUUUAAGAAUUUUAAGAAACGAGACCAAAAAUCUAGCAUUUAAAAGCGUUUUAAAUUUAAAAGCAAAGAAGAGCGAAGCCGAUCAAAUAUUUAUCAUCGCCUCGACACGACAAAGAAGGCGAAAAUAAAAUUGUACGGUGUGUUUAAUUUAGAAUCGAUGAGCUGGAAAUGACAUCACAAUUGUAGACUGACCCGUCGGAAGAUCAUCAUCGAGAACGAAAUGAUAUAAAAAUGUAAAUUCUUUCCAAUCCAAUCCAUCAAACCGAACAAUGCUCAGUGACACCUGGUUAAACUGCCUUUAACAAAAAUAAAAAGCUACCGACAGCACUUAACGUGUCUCUGGAGAUCGCUCCAGUCGGUGUCAAGUGCUCAGAUGUGCCCCUUCUGCUCCAAACCCUUCAUAUUUCAGCAAGAAAAUACACGAGCGAGCCUUUACCCCAGCAACCCCCGAGAAAAAAUAACUCCGACACAGGCACAGAGCUAAGACUUCAUUUAUUUAACAUGACAGUGUGUCAACGUCAGGCUCACACCCACUCACGCUGCUUCUGUGCUGUAUUAUCUCUAUAAAUCAUGCAGAAAACAUGCAUCAAAAUUUAACCGCGUAUGGGACGGGAACGCGUUUUUUUUUUCCAUAUGGUUUCAGGCAUUGUCGCUUGCAGUCUUCCUCGUUUAUGGUCGUAUCGAACGGAACCUCUUCUGUAGAUUAUUUGUACAUUGACUAUAAUAAUCCAUGAAUGAAACAAAUCGCAGCCGAGUGACUUAGAACUUCUCGUCGGUUUUAAAACGAACUACUUUGACUGCAUGGCUAAUGAAUUGUUUACAAGUAACAGAUAUCGUGCAUUUAAUCUCAGGUGUGAUGACCCUUAUUUGUGAAAGUGGUGACAGGUGCCAGUUUGCUUAGUUAGGAUCAGUUUACCUGCUCAUUGCACCUCAAAGGGUUAGAGGUCGUGUUAGUUGGCUGUAGGUCGUUUAAUGUACUUUUUUUCUUUAGUACAGCGCUGGCUGAACGGCAUGAAUUUUAGUCACCAUUCCGGUGAGAAUUCGUUUAAAACGAACUCAUAUAAACGCAGAUAUCGUUUACCUUCGUUAUUUAUUAAUUCACCGCUUAAUAUUGCCUGCAUCAUGUUUGCAUGAGCGGUAUUUGAAACAAAAUACUUAUUUUGUAGAUCGUUUGUUUUAGAAAAUGAAGUCUGCCUUAACAGAGCAUUUAUUUGUGUUAUGCCAAAUUGACUAUAUUCCGUUUUUUUUUUUUCAUUUCUUUCUUUUACAAACACUUUCCUUGUUUUGUGAACGAGACGCAUGCAGGUGAUGUUAAACCAGUGUAGUUUGGCAUUAAAUGCACUCACAGAUAAAUCAAGUGUAGCACUUAUCAAUGCAAGAACGGAUCUGCUUAAAAAUGCCGAUUAUUAUCGAGAUACCCAAUAUCCAGAACAAAGAAGGCCCAAAUUUUGACCAAAGUCCAGUUUUAUAAUUAUAGUUUCCAUAAUGAGCGGAGAAAGACUCGAUAAACUCUGAAUCGAUGUGAAGAUAUGUUGUAAUGAUUAUAAUAUCUGUUAAUGAUGCCCCAUUCUUAUUUUAUAAAUAAACAUUAAAAUGAAACACUCCA